Molecule: messenger RNA, 1637 nt
Organism: Lethenteron reissneri (Far Eastern brook lamprey)
Lineage: Eukaryota; Metazoa; Chordata; Hyperoartia; Petromyzontiformes; Petromyzontidae
Gene: POP4
Product: POP4 homolog, ribonuclease P/MRP subunit
Biological process (GO): rRNA processing; tRNA 5'-leader removal
Cellular component (GO): ribonuclease P complex; ribonuclease MRP complex
Molecular function (GO): ribonuclease P RNA binding
Source: RefSeq, a predicted model, not a curated record
CCCCACCAGGUUGUUUGGCGAGGCGGCGAGGGAGCGAACUGCUUGAUCUCGCGUCGUCGUCUUCGUGUUGUCGUUGUUGCUGCAGCAGCUGCAGAGAUGGCGAGCAAGCGCGAUGGGCACGGAAUUUAUGGAUGUCUCUCUCCAGCCGAGGUGGAGGCGGCCAGCAUCCAGCCACUCGGCAGGGACAGGAGCAGGCAGUUUGUGAGCGCCAUGCUGCGGCGCGUCAUGCCGCGCGCCAAGCCCGACCUGCUGGAGGAGAAGCUGAAGCGGCACGCCGUUGUGCUGAACAAGGACGGGAAGGGAGCUCGCGCCAAGCGCAAGAAGAAGAAGGUGGCGGCGGCAUUGUCGUCAGCGGCCUCUUGUAGCGCGUCGCCAGCGUCGGGCCGCCCGCUGUCGUCCCGCGAGCGCCGUCGUCUGGGCCUCUUCGACAUCCGGCCGGAGAACCAGAGGUACGCCCUGUUCCUGCCCCUCCACCAACUCUGGCUGCAGUACAUUGACGACCUCUUUGGGGGACUCAAGUCCACAACGCGCUCGGAGCAGAUCCAGAUGAAGAUGCUGAAGGCCGACCUACACGGAGCCAUCAUCACCGUGGAGAAGUCAAAGUGUCCCACGUACGUGGGAACGACAGGGAUCAUGAUCCAGGAGCUCAAGAAUGUGUUCAAGAUCAUCACGAAGGACGACAAACUGAAGGUGAUCCCCAAGCGGAAGAGCAUCUUCACCGUGGCGUUUGGAGGCUUCGUGUCCCACAUCUACGGCUCCAUGUUAUGCAUGCGCUCCAGCGAGCGCUCCGCCAAGAAGUUCAAGGCCAAGGGCAGCGUGGACCUCUGAAAGGGGGACGGGACCAAGACGCCAGCAGCUUCCCUCCUUCCCGCGAGCGGUCGGCACACCUCCUGUGUGCAGCGUAGGUUUCUUUAUUACAUUUAGCCAACUGGCCAGCGACAAACACCGCUACUGGGAAGGUCUAAUGGAGUCUGUGUUUCUUGAAUUGGGGAAGGUCGUACGAACUUUUCAAAUGAUAAGGUUGGGAGGGAAUUCCAAACUUUAGCGGCGUGAUGAAGGAAGCAGAAAGAUGAAAAUAUUUGGACCUGCAAUGUGAUGGUUGAAUAAAGUUUGAAUAGAAGCAGCCAUUCUCAGCCUGGUAGACCGUAUGUAUGCAGAUUGGGUUUUCUUCACGUCUCAUUUCACAUUAUGUCGUAAUGUAAUUUUUUAUGACGCACUUAAGUUGGUGUUUCCAGGAGACAAACUUAUGCUGCCCAUCAAGUGUGUAUGUAUGUAGAACUUAUUUCGCACAGUACGUAGCCAACCAUGCUAAGCGGAGGUGGACAUCAUGAGAGGGAGAUGUAACGCAGAAAACAAACGGUAUUCUUGGAGCUGCUCAUCAUCAAGGUGGUGUGUUCCGGGCUGUGGACAUGGGUAAUCGUAUUCUUGUGGACAUGGGUAAUCGUCACUGGUGCUAGUCGGGUCGCCGGGUUCGUAGUGCAGCGCGCUGACCACUACACUGCCGCUGUUCCCCCCUUGGAAGCGUUUCAUCUGUCCUCGCGAAUACUGGAGUAAGGACCUGUUUGCGCCGGUGUUUUACAUUGUGUUGUCCUGAACGAUAUUGUAAAUAUGUUAAUAAAAUACAGCGGCUGGGCAAA